AUGAAGGUCGGCAAGGAGAACUUGUUCAGCGAGUUCCCAGACGAGAGGCACAUAGGUGCCACCCUAGUCUAUACGGGUGGUGAGAGCAAACUCUGCCUCCUGGAGGCAUCGGCGGCGCCAGGUGUAUUCAUGUGUAUUCAUCUCGCAAGCCACAAGCCCACAGCGGCACAGCCCAUCGGGCGGAAGCUACCGCGCGUGCGCAGUCGUUCCCCAGCCCCCGACACGUUCAACCCGACUCGGCCGUUCCCCAAGCCCCCACUCGUCCGUUCCCCAAGCACCCAACCUAACCUAGCGCCUGCUGCUGCAGCGGCGGCGGCGGCGAGUAGCGGCCAGCGGCGGCGGCGGUGGCGAGUAGCGGCCAGCGGCGGCGGCCAGUACCAACCGCAGGCAGCAGCGCGGCAAGCGGAGCCGCUGAACGGGCGACCUGCGGACCAGAUGAAGAAGAAGGGUGUUAGCAUUGUUGCAUUGUGGGAAAGAGCUUCCAAGGCAAAUAAAAGAACUUCGACAUCUACACCAAAUCCUCCUGAUGUUGAAGUUGAGAGCAGUAUCAUUCCUCCUACUAUUGAGAGCAAUCUGCAACUGGCACUUGUGCAAGCACAUGAACCUGAUGAUGGACACACAGAACCUGAGAGUGCAGCUGGCUCCCCAACCCCAAUUGUAGAAGAUGAUGAAGCAAAUGAUGAAGUUCAGUUUGAAGUAGAUUUGGAAGCACUUGAGUCUGAUCCUGGGAAACGGAUCCCCAUCUCUAGGUACAAUGUCAAUGACCAGGAUAAAGUUAGAAGGAGAUACAUUGAGUUGGGGGCAUGUCAACCAAAGAAACAUAAUUUUGAGUAUAGAGAUAUAAGUGGAUUACAGCGUCGCUUUUCUCCUUCUUGGUUUAAGGAUUACAAGUGGCUUGAGUAUAGUGUGGACAAACAAGCCGCUUUCUGCUUCGUUUGCUAUUUGUUCAAGGAUAAAACAAGAUGUCCCGGUGAAGAUGCUUUUGUGAAGAAGGGAUUUAAUAACUGGAACAUGAAGUCGAGAUUGAAGAAACAUGAAGGUGAGGUUUGUAGUGCUCAUGCUGAAGCUCAAGAGAAGUAUGAUAGGUUCAGUACACCACAAACAUCAAUUCGGGAGUCUAUUGCUUCAAACACCUCACAAUACAAGGCUUUGUAUAAACAGCGUUUGACAUGGACACUCAAGUGUGUGAGAUUUCUGUUGUGCCAAGGCUUGGCAUUUAGAGGACAUGAUGAAAGUGAAGACUCACUAAAUAAAGGGAAUUUCCUUGAGCUUCUAAAUUGGCUAGCAUGAAAUUUUGAAGAGGUUGACAGGGUUGUUCUCAAGAAUGCUCCACAGAACUGCAGGAUGACUCACCAUGAUAUACAGCAAGAGGUGAUAAAAUGUUGUGCACAAGAGACUACUAAACUAGUCAUUGAGGAACUUGAUGGUGAUCAUUUUGCAAUACUUGCAGAUGAAUCUAGUGAUGUUUAUCAGAAUGAACAGUUGGCUGUUUGCUUGCGUUAUGUUGAUAAGAAAGGAAGGGCGGUUGUAAGAUUUCUUGGUCUUGCUCAUGUUGAAGAUACUACCUCUUUGACACUAAAAGCUGCAAUUCAUAAAAUGCUUAUGGACUACAAUUUGACCUUUGCAAUGGUUCAUGGGCAAGGAUAUGAUGGAGCUAGUAACAUGAGAGGUAAUGCUAAUGGCCUGAAAAAACUGAUUAUGGAUGAGUCCCCUUCUGCCUACUAUCUUCAUUGUUUUGCCCAUCAACUACAGUUAACUCUUGUUGCUGUUGCUAAGGAGAGUGGUGAUUGUACUUGGUUCUUUCAGCAGCUUGCACACUUGUUAAAUGCUCUUGGCAUGUCUUGUAAAAAGAUGAGAAUGCUUCGAAUAGCUCCGGCUGAAGAACUCAUUGAUGCAUUGGAAUUGGAAGAAGUAGAAACAGGAAGUGGGCUGAAUCAGGAAAUGGGUUUGGGAAGGCCAUGUGAUACACGUUGGACCUCUCACUUCAAAAUUGUGAACCGUGUCAUCUCUAUGUAUGGUACACUACGACGAGUCCUUCGCAAGAUUGGAGAUGAGUACCAUGGUGUGGAGGCACAAGCAGCUCUAUCCAUAGAGAAAAUAUUUCGAUCAUUUGAGUUUGUUUUCAUGGCACACUUGAUGCAAGAAAUAUUUGGAUACACAGAUGAGUUGUGUAGAACUUUGCAAAAUCAAGACAAAGAUAUUGUUCAUGCUAUUGAGCUUGUUGGUGACACAAAGUAUUACUUGGAGGCUUUGAGGACCGAUGCUGGAUGGGAUGAUUUUCUCACAAAGGUCACAUCUUUUUGUACAAAGCAUAAGAUCAAAGUUGUUGAUAUGGAGGGUCCUUACUUUCCCGUUGGUCGGCCUAGAAGAGGUUUAUGUAAUGGUGUCAACAAUUACCACCGCUUCAAGGUUGAUAUGUUUGUGGGUGUCAUUGAUAGGCAAAUCAGUGAGCUGAAUGGCAGAUUCGAUGAGGUAAACACGGAACUACUUUCUUGCAUGGCAGCUUUCUGUCCACUUCAUCUAUUUGCUGCUUAUGGCCAAGAGAAGUUGGUUAGGCUUGCUAUAAAGUUUUAUGCUUCUGAUUUUACAAGUGAUGAACUGGCAAGACUUCCAUGGCAACUAAACAUGUAUGUUACUAAUGUGCGUAGAGAUGAAAGGUUUCAAAAUCUGAAAAAUCUGUGUCAGCUUUCAGUUAUACUUGUUGAGACAAACAAGAAUGAAUAAUAUCAUAUUGUUUACAAGCUUCUUAAGUUGGUAUUGAUUUUGCCAGUAGCUACUGCUAGUGUUGAAAGGGUAUUCUCUUCAAUGAGCUAUGUGAAGAAUAAGUUAAGGAACAAAAUGGGUGAUGAAUAUUUGAACAAUUGCUUGGUUACAUUUGUUGAGAGAGAAUUUUUCGAUCAAGUGAAGGAUGAAGAUGUCAUCAAUCUCUUCCAAAAAGGCGACCGCAAAGUUAUAUUGUAAGAAGGAUAUCAUCACUUUAUCAAUCAAAAGGUACUUAUGUAUUCAUGUUGUUAUGGUCUGAUACAUUGAAAUAUUGCUAUUGCAGUUAUGCUAGUGUUGUUUUGUUCAUAUAUUGCUAGUGUUGUAUUGUUUGGUUCAUAUACUACAUUUAGAGCCAAAAAAAAUUUGGAUGAAUACCCAGCCUUCAUUUCCUGGCGCCGCCACUGCUGGAGGUCAUCUACAUGCAAGCUGACUCGGCUGACAAGCCAACUGAAUCUGAUGAGAAGAAUGAGGACUUCGACGAUGGGUUGAAUAACACUUACUCCAAUGAGACGACUGUUGGCGAGGCGGCUGAUUCUGAUGAGAUGAAUGAGUACUCUGCUGAUGAGGUGGACGAGGAGCAAGAUCAUAAACGGUUUUUGCGAUUGACGACCUUUUCACUUAGGUAUGAUAGGAAUGGAGACCUGAGAACUGGCAAUAGCCGGCGGGUUCGGUACUAUAGUUUGCCCCAAGAAGUUAAUGACUCGAUGCUUGAGUAUCCCAUGGCAUUUUGGAUGUAAUUAGGAACCAUGAAUUUGCAUAUUGCGUCACAUAAUAUGGGCAUGAUAUGCGUCAUGUAAUUAUCACUUGCAUGAACAACAGACCAUGGGUGGAGAUUUAAGGCCGAUGUUAUUUAUGUAGUCACUCAAAAAAAUAUUACCAUGUAUUUUGCUUAGCCUUUCUGUA
Messenger RNA from Triticum urartu, 3666 nucleotides. The record is from RefSeq and is a predicted model, not a curated record. NCBI's taxonomy places the organism in Eukaryota, Viridiplantae, Streptophyta, Magnoliopsida, Poales, Poaceae.